Molecule: messenger RNA, 1508 nt
Organism: Hevea brasiliensis (rubber tree)
Lineage: Eukaryota; Viridiplantae; Streptophyta; Magnoliopsida; Malpighiales; Euphorbiaceae
Product: NAC transcription factor 32-like
Exons: 3
Coding region: 1-1080 (359 amino acids)
Biological process (GO): regulation of DNA-templated transcription
Molecular function (GO): DNA binding
Source: RefSeq, a predicted model, not a curated record
AUGGAGGUGACACAGCAGCAGUCCAAUGCUUCUGUUACCGCUACUCGUCAACCUCGAACAGACCCCAUCAAUGACAACAACAGAAAGAACUUCAUUGAUAUUGAUUAUUUUAAUUCUUUUCCACCCGGGUAUAGGUUUCGCCCUUUGGACGGAGAGCUUGUCGUUCAUUACUUGAAAAACAAGAUAGCCAAUCAACCCUUGCCUCCAAACAAGAUCAUGGAGGUUAAACUUUAUGAGUACAAUCCCGAGAAGCUUGCAGAGGAGUAUUGGCAAUGUGGGGAGAAAGAAUGGUACUUUUUUACACCAAGGGACAAGAAAUAUCCAAAUGGAAGUAGACCAAAACGAGAUGCCGGUGGUGGAUACUGGAAGGCAACUGGAGCGGAUAAAGCUGUUAAAUAUAAGGGUGCUGUGGUUGGAUAUAGGAAGGCACUUGUUUUCUACAUGGGAAAGCCUCCAAAUGAUACAAAGACUAACUGGAUUAUGCAUGAAUAUAGGGUCAGUGAUGCCCCUCCAAGAAUCAAAACAAGUACCGAUGAUAUGAGUUUGGAUAAUUGGGUUUUAUGCAGGAUAUAUAAGAGGGAUGCGAAAGACAAUUUGAGAAGUCGACUUUCAAAUGAGGAACAAUCUGCAGAGUUAGAUGAUCAAACUGCUGAUGUUGUUAGGGAUGUUGACAAAAAUAGCGAUCCUCCAGCCUACACAAACGUCCUUAAUGACAAUAAGCAAAUUGUUUCAAUCCCAAUCCAAGAGAAUCCAAGUGCAUUUUAUGAAAAUCCUCCUUAUGUUCCAAUCAACAAUUAUGAUCAUCACCAAGCAAUGUUAGAAGCUGCCAAUUAUCAACGAGCAAUGUUUGCAGCUGCCAACUAUGGAUCUUAUCGAACUUAUGCUACUGGUAUGACACCACCAAUGCCUGAACCUGUUCAGAUAUAUCCCCCAGAGGACAUCCAGAUACAUCCCACAGAGGACAUCCAGAUACAACCCACAGAGGACAUCGUAUCCAAAUAUCUGAAUGAGAAUUCUUGUGAGUUCGAGCUAUCACUAUCACCGGAUGAUUGGGAUAUUAUUUCCAAUUGUCUACUAUAGUUAGUAAUUAGUUAUAUACAGUGAUUGACCAUCAUCUGAUUUGAAAUUAUUUAGUCAUUUGGUGAUCACCUUAUGUAUAGGAUGAUGAUAACUGGUUAGUUAGCAGGGAACAUCCAGUUUUGUCAAUUGAAUUUGCUAGAAUCAAUGGAAAAACAAUUACCAAUGUCCAUUUACUUCAAUAAACGGAGGAUAGCGAUUGCAGAAGCUGCUCCAAAAAGGGUGCAUGCAAUUAUACCUUCAAAUGCAAGAGUGCUUGCCAAACGCAGAUUUCGCCUCAUAUAAGGAACAUCUGUGUCCAAACCAAUCAAGAACAUAAAAAUGACUCGAAAAUUGAAUGUCAGAAGUUGAUAGUAUUCUAUAGAAGAAGACUGGAUAAAGAAUUCCUGAAGUUUUUUGAUUUUGCACAACAAUGAAGGACCUAGCACUAG